AUUAAUGCGGAUCGCAAAACUGAGUGACGAGUCAAUAGUAAGUCAAUAACCACGCGGAAGCCCACCAAGAGAGAACACACACAAGUUCAACCAUGACUCGAGUAACGAACAUUACUUUUGCUUUUCUGUACGUUUUGUGCUUUACCGCACAAAGUUUUGCCAUAUAUUUUGAGGAUUGCGGUUCGUCACUAGGUAAAUUCACGGAAGUAUCGGUGUCAAAGUGUCGAGAUUCAGAUCCGAAAUGUUUUUUGAUACGUGGUACCAACGCGUCUAUAUCCAUCAAGUUUGUACCAAACCAAGACAUUUCGAACGUCAAAGUACGUGUAACUGGCAUAGUAUUCGACGUUCCGGUACCUUUUCCAUUGGAUCCUAAAAAAACUGAUGCGUGCAAGGAUCCUGACAGCAAUAUCGACUGUCCCUUGCGCAAAAACCAAGAAUAUCGUUACACUACUACUAUGUUUGUGCACAAAAACUUUCCAUCGGUGGCCGUGGACAUUAAAUGGGAGUUUCUGAACGAGAACAAUAAGAACAUCGUAUGCAUAAAGUUUCCAGCUAGAAUUAAACUGUCAGAAAGAUUUGUAAGACACUAUUUUGGAAAAUGUUAUAACAAUAAGCAUAACGUGGAUGCAAGGAAGAUAUUUUCUCCAAUUUCUGUUCAGAGGACUUAGAUGAAAAAUGUUAUAUUCAAAAAGACGCGUGUAUACCAAAGACUUUAAAUAAAAUUGUUUAUUAAUAUUUUCA
Pseudomyrmex gracilis is the source of this 741-nucleotide messenger RNA. Its product is annotated as protein NPC2 homolog. The coding region runs from base 93 to 668 and encodes 191 amino acids. Gene Ontology annotation, biological process: intracellular cholesterol transport. The record is from RefSeq and is a predicted model, not a curated record. Gene Ontology annotation, molecular function: sterol binding. Lineage: Eukaryota; Metazoa; Arthropoda; Insecta; Hymenoptera; Formicidae. The transcript has 4 exons.